This is a messenger RNA of Guillardia theta CCMP2712, 577 nucleotides long. RefSeq lists its product as hypothetical. The record is from RefSeq and is a predicted model, not a curated record. The transcript has a single exon. NCBI's taxonomy places the organism in Eukaryota, Cryptophyceae, Pyrenomonadales, Geminigeraceae. The annotation marks the transcript as partial.
AUCGACUACCUCCUGAACAAUGCUGGGGUUAUGGCCAUUGUGGAGACUCGAAACUCCAAAGGAUGGGAGGGGCAGAUUGCUGUCAACCAUUUCGGACACUUCAUCCUCACCCUCCAGCUUCUUCCGCUACUGGCUAAAGGAGUCGGGCGGGUCGUAAUGCACAGUAGCAGUGUGCAUUCGUUCCCCGGGCUGGACAUCGACGAUCUCAACUAUGAGAAGCGACCGUACGAUGCGUUCAGAGCGUACGCAUCCUCCAAGAGGGCGAACUUGCUCUUCGCGCAUGAGCUGAACCGCAAGGCCAGGAGGAUCGGAGUCACAGCCACUGCCGCCCACCCCGGAUGGACAGUGACUGAGCUGCAGGAGCGCGCGACCGGCGACGAUCUGUUCAGGAGCAUGGUGGUAAGAGGAAACAGACUUGGUCUGGGAAUGACUCCGAGGAGGGGCGUCCUAUCCCUCCUUCGUGCGGCCUUCGAUGCCCCUGGCGACAAGUACAUCGGCCCAGCUUUCAUGAUAGCGGGGCCGCCGGUAGUGAUUGGCAACACGCUAGAGGACUACUCUUCGCUCAAAUUCUACAGUG